AUGUUUGAAUUAGAGUGGAAGAACCUUGUAGACAAGUAUGGCCUUCAUAAUAACAAGUGGAUUGCAGAUGUAUAUUGCAAGCGUACUCUAUGGGCUGAAGCAUACCUCCAUGGACAUUUCUUUGCUGGUGCAAAAAGCACGCAACGUUGUGAGAGUAUGAAUGCAUUUUUGAAUCGAUUCCUAAAGGUGCGCCUAAGGCUCUUUGAAUUUGUAAGGGCAUAUGAUAGAGCACUUGCAAGACUUCGCCAUAACGAAGCUAAGGCACAAUCCGAAACUGAGAAUACCACUCCUAUUCUUUCUACAGGUAUGAAAAGGAUUGAAAGACAUGCUGCUGAUAUAUUUACUCGUGCCAUAUUUUUCAAAUUUUGCGAACAAAUAAAAUCUGAGCAAGUGUUAUUUAUGUCAGGAAAAACUGAUAUAGAAGAUAUUCACGUAUACUAUUUGUCUAUGUAUACACAUCCAGAAUCCACAUGGAAUGUACAAUAUCGGCUAAGUGAUCAUGCCAUGAAAUGUUCUUGUUUGUAUUUUGAAUCAUGUGGAAUUCCAUGUUCCCAUAUGGUAUCAAUCAUGAAAAUGGAGCAUUUGAAAGAAAUUCCCUCUAGCUGUAUAUUACAAAGGUGGACAAAAAAUGUCAAGUCUUCCACUUUACUUGGUAAGACCCCUUUUCCAGAAUGGGUUACGCAAACAACACGGUUCGGUGCAUUGUCAAGUGCAUGUACUAAGAUGUGCUAUUAUGCUUCGCACUUAACCAAUGGAUACGAAGAAGCUAGAGAUGCAGUGACAAAGUUAACAUGUCGAAUGAAAGAUUUGUAUGUCCAACAUGUUGAAGGAAAUGGAACAAAAGGAAAAGCCAAUGUUGAAGGGGCAUGUUUACAUUUUGGUGUUGGUGAUCCUCCCUUUACAAAGACGAAGGGAAGUCGUUCUGUUGCAAAUGAUAAGUUUUCAAAGCCAAGAAAAUAUGGUCAUUGCAGAGGUACUGGUCAUACGAGGAAUAAGUGUCCAAAACUAGAAAAUGAGAAUAUCGAUUCUUUUCCUACACAAGAUACUUAUGUAUCAGGGGCAAGCAUGUUGCACCAAGAAGGUGGUUUCAAUGUCGACCUUACUUUUACUAAUAGUGACUACAAUAUAAUGGGAUAUGGUUCCAAUGGGCACCCUACUUUUGUUAGAACCGACUACAAUAUAAUGGGCUGCGAUUCCAAUUUCUAUCCUAACUUUGUGGUACGUACAUGCUCAGAAACUCCUGACAGCAUUUAUGGCCGUGUCGUAGGACGGACAAUUGACUUGUCAAAGUGA
Molecule: messenger RNA, 1293 nt
Organism: Camellia sinensis
Lineage: Eukaryota; Viridiplantae; Streptophyta; Magnoliopsida; Ericales; Theaceae
Source: RefSeq, a predicted model, not a curated record